Daldinia loculata is the source of this 2034-nucleotide messenger RNA. RefSeq names its product FAD/NAD(P)-binding domain-containing protein. The transcript has 4 exons. The coding region runs from base 1 to 1827 and encodes 608 amino acids. The record is from RefSeq and is a predicted model, not a curated record. Gene Ontology annotation, molecular function: NADP binding; flavin adenine dinucleotide binding; N,N-dimethylaniline monooxygenase activity. NCBI's taxonomy places the organism in Eukaryota, Fungi, Ascomycota, Sordariomycetes, Xylariales, Hypoxylaceae.
AUGUCUACCUCUGUAAUCGAAGAGUGUGAUUAUGUUGUAGUAGGUGCUGGGUUCCAUGGGCUUGCCACAGCAAAACAAUUACAUUGCACACAGCCUGACCGUACCCUGUUGAUAUUUGAAGGCCAAUCUACCCUGGGUGGCAAAUGGGCCAAGAAUAGGCUCUUCCCAGGUCUAAAGAGUAAUAAUCUCUUAGGGACAUAUGAAUACCCCGACUUUCCCAUGACUGCGGAUAGGUUCGACGUUAAUCCGGGCGAACAUAUUCCUGGAGAGGUAAUUAACACUUACCUCGAAGCGUAUGCCGAAGAAUUUGGCAUCGCUGAUUUCAUCAGGCUUGAAACCACAGUCCUUACUGCGGAACACCAGGACACAGCUGAAGGCGGGUGGAUUCUGACGAUCAAGCAACGUAAUCAACAACAAACGACCAAGGUUCUGGCUCAUAAGCUUAUCAUUGCCACUGGAUUAUUGUCGGAACCUUUCAUGCCAAAAUUUAACGGACAGGAUAAAUUCGAUGGGAAGAUAUUUCACACCAAGGACUUCCCGAAAAGCUUGGAUACGUUGAAAGCAAAGACCGUUACUGUCUUUGGGGCUGGAAAGUCUGGAUGGGAUGCCGUAUACCAAUAUGCCCUGGCCGGCGUCAAAGUAAAUUGGGUCAUUCGAUCGAGCGGUCAUGGUCCUGUAUGGAUGGCGCCUCCAUAUGUAACGCCGUUUAAGAAGUGGAUCGAGAAACUUGCGAACACCCGCUUUCUUACCUGGUUCAGCCCGUGUAUCUGGGGUGAUGCUGACGGUUAUUGGGGAAUCCGGUAUUUCUAUCAUCGGACCGCGAUUGGUCGCUUUCUAGUAGAUCGCUUUUGGAAUAUACUCAGCCAGGAUGUCAUUACGCUGAAUAAACUCGACUCUCACCCGGAUACAGCCAAGUUGAAACCUUGGCUUCACGUCAUGUUCACGGGAUGCAGUUAUAGCAUUCUCAACUACGAGCAGGACUUUUUCGAGCUCGUUAAGAGUGACAAGGUCGACAUUCAUAUCGGGGAGAUCGUCCGGUUAAGCCCAGGAAAAGUUCAUCUUGCUGAUGGUACCGAGUUCGAAUCUGAGGCGUUUCUAGCGAAUACGGGCUGGAAGCAUGUGCCACCUAUCAAGUUCCUUCCAGAGGGGAUCGAAAAAGAUCUUGGAACUCCCCACGAGGUCUUAGAAAAUGCGCCUGUACAAGAUCUAGCAAACAACCAUAUGCUUCUAGAACGAGCUGAUAAGGAGAUCCUGGAACGCUUCCCGAGACUCAAAAUACAGCCAGUAUGGAACAAGAAUUUCGUUCCCCUCAUAGACCAGAAAGGAAUCAGCACUGGUGAAAAAUCUCGUACACCCCUGACACCAUAUAUGCUACACCGCUUUCUUGUCCCUGCGUCUCCUCGCUUCCUUCGCCCCCGGGAUAUAGCAUUCGUAGGCUGUCAAGCCAAUUUAAGCAACGUCAUUACUGCUCACAUCACAGGGCUCUGGGUCAGCGCCUACUUUUCAGGAAAAUUGACAAGGGAUCCUUCAAAGGUCAUCGACGAUAAGGCGGAGAUGGAGAAGUUGCAAUAUGAGACCGUGCUGCACAAUAGAUUCGGCAGGUGGCGGUAUCCCACCGAGUGGGGGAAUAAAGGCCCAAAUUUUAUCUUUGAUGCCGUCCCUUAUUUCGACUUACUUCAACGAGACCUCGGACUGGAUCCGUUUCGGAAGAGUAAUGCUCUUACAGAGAUGUAUGAUUCAUAUGGGCCGGAGGAUUAUCGCUAUAUUAAUGAAGAAUGGCUGGAAAAGCAAGCUCAAGGAUCUAGCACGGAGGGGUCCGUUGAUUGAACAGGACUUCACUUUAUUCGCGCCGUGCUAGGGCUGGUAGCAUCGUUUCCGUCAACGAAGUUGCUACGAAUUUAGAACGUAUACCUAUAUUGCUUUAGGCGUUACUGGAUUAGAUUAAGAGUACUCUAGAUUAAUAGCCAUUUUAUGAGCCUGCUAGAGAUCGACGUAAUCGAAGUGAUCUAUACGCUUUAGUAACAGCUCGACUAU